Molecule: messenger RNA, 463 nt
Organism: Staurois parvus
Lineage: Eukaryota; Metazoa; Chordata; Amphibia; Anura; Ranidae
Source: the annotation of a GenBank genome assembly
UGAUCAGCUGUGUCCAAUUACAACUGAUCACAUGGCACUGAUGAUCAGUGUGCCCUGAUGAUCAGUGUAGCCCCAGCAGCGCCACCAGUCAGUGUCUAUCAGUGCCUUGUGUCAGUGCUCAUCAGUGCCACAUCAAUGCCACAUAUCAGUGCCCAUCUGAGCUGCCUUUCAGUGUCACCCAUCAGUGCCAGUCAGUGCCACCUAUCAAUGCCAAUCAGUGCCACCUAUCAGUGCUGCCAAUCAGUGACACCUAUCAGUGCCAGUCAGUGCCGCCUAUCAGUGCGCAUUAGUGCCACCUAUCAGUGCCGCCUAUCAGUGCCAGUCAGUGCCACCUAUCAGUGCCAGUCAGUGCCGCCUAUCGGUGCCAUAUAUCAGUGCCAUGUAUCAGUGCUGCCUUUCAGUGCCCAUCAGUGAUGCCUGUCAAUGCCCAUCAGUGCCACCUACCAGUGCCUCCUCAUCAAUG